ACGUGUUGGUAAAAAAGAAGCACCGAAAUACUGAAACUGAGAAUAAGAGUGGCUUAUUAAUUGGUCAGGUCUGCUUGUAUUUCAUAGGUUUUGGAGGAAACAAUGACAGAAAAACAAGUGGAUGGCGAGGAUGAUUACAUGUCAGAUGCUUUCAUUAACGUUCAACAGGAUGUCAGGCCUGGAAUACCCCUGCCUAGGCACAUUAGGGUGGCUUUUCAUAAGGACAAAAAGAAAAAGGAGCUCCUGGAAAAAAACAAGCAGAAGAGUGUAAAAGAAGAAGAGAAGGAUCGGCGAAAUCAGAUGUUAGGCACUUCCCUAGGAAGUGAAAACAAAGGCUUUGCAUUGCUACAGAAAAUGGGAUACCAAACUGGGCAGUCAUUGGGCAAAAGUGGGAACGGCAUUAUUGAACCAAUACCACUGAAUGUUAAAACAGACCGAACAGGAAUAGGACAUGAUGAAGUGAGAAAACGGAAGGCCGAGGAGAAACUGGAAAGUAUCAGAAAAAGGUUGCAGGAGAAAAAACAAGAGGAAGAAGAAUUCAGGUUAAGAUUACAGCGUCAACAGGAAGAACGCAAGGUGGCUGGAGACCUCAGGAAAAGUCAAUGUGCAUGUCUUGAGCUAGAUAAGCAGAAGGAUAUAACAGUACCAGAACAGUCAUGGUACUGGCCAAAAUUAUUUGUUGCAGAUGAAGAGGAAGAGGAGGAGGAGGAAGAGGAUUAUGAGCAGGAAGAAGAUGAAGAAGAUGAAGAGGAUGAAGAAUAUGAAUCUUUAACUCCUCUUGAUAAAUUGAGAGCUCUGACUGCUUACUUGAGAGAGACUCACUUUUACUGUGUCUGGUGUGGGACAACUUAUGAUGAGCAGCAGCAGCAAUCCGCGGUGGUGGUGCUGCGGUAG
Molecule: messenger RNA, 894 nt
Organism: Protopterus annectens (West African lungfish)
Lineage: Eukaryota; Metazoa; Chordata; Ceratodontiformes; Protopteridae
Product: G patch domain-containing protein 11-like
Exons: 8
Coding region: 103-894 (263 amino acids)
Cellular component (GO): kinetochore
Molecular function (GO): nucleic acid binding
Source: RefSeq, a predicted model, not a curated record